This is a messenger RNA of Arachis duranensis, 1483 nucleotides long. RefSeq names its product adenosine kinase 2. The transcript has 12 exons. Gene Ontology annotation, molecular function: adenosine kinase activity. Gene Ontology annotation, biological process: purine ribonucleoside salvage. Lineage: Eukaryota; Viridiplantae; Streptophyta; Magnoliopsida; Fabales; Fabaceae. Bases 75 to 1106 code for a protein of 343 amino acids. The record is from RefSeq and is a predicted model, not a curated record. Gene Ontology annotation, cellular component: cytosol; nucleus.
CUAGAUCUGCAUCUCACUCUCUAACUCACUCACUCCUUUCAUUUCAUUGCUUUCUCUCACUGCGUUUCGAUUCAAUGGCGUCUCAGUCGUGCGAUGGCAUUCUCCUCGGAAUGGGAAAUCCUCUCCUCGACAUCUCCGCCGUCGUCGACGACGAGUUCUUGCAGAAGUAUGAUAUAAAGUUGAACAAUGCUAUUUUGGCAGAGGACAAGCACAAAUCCAUGUAUGACGAAAUGACCAACAAAUUUAAUGUGGAGUUUAUUGCUGGAGGUGCUACUCAGAAUUCAAUCAAGGUUGCUCAGUGGAUGCUUCAAAAACCUGGUGCAACAAGUUAUAUGGGUUGCAUAGGAAAGGACAAGUAUGGGGAGGAGAUGAAGAAGAACUCAACAGCUGCUGGUGUAAAUGUUCACUAUUAUGAAGACGAAAAUACACCUACAGGAACUUGUGCUGUUUGUGUAGUUGGUGGUGAAAGGUCACUUGUUGCCAACUUAGCAGCUGCUAAUUGCUACAAGUCUGAGCAUUUGAAAAGACCAGAAAAUUGGGCAUUAGUUGAAAAAGCCAAGUAUUACUACAUUGCUGGCUUUUUCCUAACUGUAUCUCCAGAUUCCAUUCAAUUAGUUGCUGAACAUGCUGCUGCAAAUAACAAGGUCUUCACCAUGAACCUUUCAGCCCCCUUUAUCUGUGAGUUCUUCAGGGAUCCACAGGAGAAAGCCCUGCCGUAUGUGGACAUUGUUUUUGGAAAUGAGACGGAAGCGAGAACAUUUUCCAAAGUUCAUGGCUGGGAGACUGACAAUGUUGAGGAGAUAGCUAAAAAGAUUUGUGAGUGGCCAAAGGUAACAGCAAGAAAAAGAAUAGCCGUUAUCACACAAGGUGCAGACCCUGUGUGUGUUGCUGAGGAUGGGAAGGUGCAACUGUUCCCUGUGAUCCUAUUGCCCAAGGAGAAACUCGUUGACACUAAUGGAGCAGGAGAUGCAUUUGUUGGAGGAUUCCUUUCACAAUUGGUUCAGGAGAAGCCAAUCUCAGAAUGUGUAAGAGCUGGUUGCUAUGCAGCAAAUGUGAUCAUCCAAAGGUCCGGCUGCACAUACCCAGAGAAGCCCGAUUUUCAAUGAUUCUGUUGCCGCCAUCAAGUUUUGAUUAUUUUGAGGAUUUUAUUACAAUUCGAUUAUGGUACUCUUAACUGGUAUGGGAUUUUUUAAUCCCCCAGCAAAGGGAAAAUACGUGAAGUUCAACAGGGAGACAUUAUAUUGAUAUAUUUGAGUCCUCAUUAUUGUUGUCAUGUCCUUUUUGGGUUGGUUACAUGUUAUCUGUUAGAUACGUAACAAGGUGUUUGCACUUAAUAAUUGUGAUUGCUUACAAGGAACCGUCGCAACUUCGCCUAUGAUCUUGGGAGAAGUUUCGUAGGUGCCUUGAAUUUUCGGGACUCGACCACUUUGGUUCAUGUCUUCAUGAUUAUAUGUAUUCAAUGAUAUAAUAUUUUCUAUGGAUA